AUGUGCAAACACAAUCCAUACUUCUUUUUUUCUGUUUUUGCAGAGACCCAUUCAGAAGGGCAGAGAAGUUUAGAUGGACAUCACUCAGCUCUGGACAAGGGUUCUUGUUCCACCUGGAGCACUGGCCACUUUUCAACCUUUGACAAUUACCUGUACGAUUUCUCGGGGACUUGUAAUUAUGUCUUUGCUACCGUCUGUGAUGAAACCGCUCCGGACUUCAACAUACAGUUCCGUCGUGGUCUGAACAAAACAAUUGAAAGAAUUAUCAUUCAAGCGGGACCGAAUACUAUUAUUGUUGACAAAAGUGGCAUAUCAGUCAAGGAUUAUGGUAAAAUCCAAUUGCCAUAUACUAGAAAUGGAAUUCAGAUUGCACCAUUUGGGCACAAUAUCCGUUUAAUAUCCAAGCGGAAGGAAAUGGAACUUGCUGUUUUCUGGAACAAUUAUGACUAUCUCAUGGUUUUAAUUGAACAGAAAUAUAUGGCAAAGACAUGUGGACUGUGUGGAAAUUUUGAUGGGCAAGAGUUGAAUGAGUUUCUGAGUGAAGGUAUUCUUCUGGACUCAUAUAAAUAUGCAAGUUUACAUAAAAUUGAUGAUCCUGCAGAGAUCUGUCCUUUUGAAGGGAUGAUGACUCCUACCAUUCCUCAAAAGAAAUACGCCCCACUUUGCUUCCAACUGUUACGCCUCGUGUCACCAUCUUGCAAUAUUUCCAAAAAAGAGUUUGUUAUCCGUUGCCAAUUGGAUAUGCAAGUCUGCAGCAAUCCAGGACACACCAAUUGUACCUGUGCUACUCUUUCAGAAUACUCACGGCAGUGUUCCAUGUCUCAUCAAGAGGUGACCAACUGGAGGACCAAAGAUUUCUGCUCUCUGGGAAAAUGUCCAGGUAAUCAACAAUAUAAAGAAUGUGGUUCUCCAUGUCUCAAGACUUGUUCCAAUCCUGAAUACAGUUGUUCCAGCUACUGUACAUAUGGCUGCUUCUGUCCAGAAGGCACUGUUUUGAAUGACAUUUCCCAAAACCAAACAUGUAUUCCUAUCGAAGAAUGUCCAUGCACAUGGAAGGGGAAGAUAUUUGCUCCUCAUGACAUCAUUAAAGCAACUUGCAGAAUCUGUAAAUGUACAAUGGGCCAAUGGACCUGUACAGAACAACCAUGCCCCAGCACGUGUUCUUUGGAAGGAGGCUCUUUUGUCACCACUUUCGACUCUAAACCAUACAGGUUUCAUGGUGUCUGCACCUAUAUCCUUUUGAAGAGCUCCAUGUUACCACACAAUGGAACUUUAAUGGCUGUAUAUGAAAAGUCUGGCUUUUCCCAUUCAGAGACAUCCUUGGCAGCUUUCAUUUAUAUCUCAGAAAAAGAGAAAAUUGUGAUUUCCAAGAAUGAAGUGUUCAAUGAUGAGAAUGAACUUAAAUGGUUACCUUACACAUCAGGGGACAUCACCAUCUUCAGACAAUCAUCAACUCAUAUCCAGAUGCACACUCCUUAUGGGCUGGAAAUAUUAAUUCAAACUGAUCCAGUAUUUCAAAUUUACAUUAAAGUUGGACGCCAUUUCAGAGGCACAACCCGAGGGUUAUGUGGUAACUACAAUGGAGAAACCACAGAUGAUUUCAUGACCAGCAUGGAUAUUACUGAAGGAACAGCUCCUCUUUUUGUGGAUUCUUGGAGAUCUGGGAACUGUCCACCUGCUAUUGAGCGAGAUACAGAUCCUUGUUCUAUGAGUCAGCUGAAUAAGAUAUGUGCAGAGACCUACUGUUCUGUUUUAAAAAUGAAUACACUAUUUCAGAAAUGUCAUUCUGUGGUGAAUCCUGAUCCAUUUGUCAAGAGAUGUCAAUAUCAAGCUUGUAACUAUGAGGAGACAUUUCCAUAUAUUUGUUCUGUUCUGGGUUCCUAUGCCCGUGAAUGUGCAUUAAAGGGAAUAUUUCUUUGGAACUGGCGCAAUACAGUCAACAACUGCACUGUGUCUUGUACUGGAAAUCAGACAUUCAGCUACAAUGCAGAAGCUUGCGACCGGACAUGCCUGUCCCUCUCCAGCAGAGAAAUUGAAUGUCAUCCCACUGAUGUGCCUAUUGAUGGCUGCAAUUGCCCAAAAGGAACCUACCUGAACCACAAAAAUGAGUGUGUCCAGAAAUCUCAGUGUCCCUGCUAUCUGAAAGGCAGAAAGAUCAUUCUGGCAGAUCAAUACACCAUAAUCGAUGGAGCUACGUGCUACUGCAUUAAUGGAAAUCUGACUUGUAUUGGCAAACCAAUGAACCUCUUAGAAAUCUGCAACCCCCCAAAAAAUUACAUUUCGUGUUCAGCCUCCUCAGGAAGCAAAUAUGGGGCUGCUUGUGCACCAACAUGUCAAAUGCUGGCCACUGGAACCAGCUGUAUUCCUACCAAAUGUGAAUCCGGAUGUGUUUGUGCACCUGGACUGUAUGAAAAGCUAGAUGGCACAUGUGUGUCACCUGAGGAGUGUCCUUGUGAAUAUGGUGGCAUUUCAUAUGAAAAAGGAGAAGAAAUUAACACAGGGUGCCAUACAUGUACCUGCACAAGAGGAAAAUGGAAGUGCGUUCAGAAUUCCAUGUGCUCUUCAACGUGUAAUCUCUACGGGGAAGGUCAUAUCACCUCCUUUGAUGGACAGCACUUUGCAUUUGAUGGCAACUGCGAAUACAUAUUAGCUAUGGAUGGCUGUGACAUGGCUAAAUCCUCACAUACUUUUAAAAUAGUGACUGAAAAUGUUGUCUGUGGAAAUACUGGGGUCACGUGUUCCAGAGCAAUCAAAGUCUAUCUUGGGAAUCUGACGAUCGUCAUGGGAGAUAAAACAUUUAAUGUUUAUGGUAGCAAUCCUCUGAUACAUUUCUUCAUAGAAGAGAAUACACUCCACCUGAUUAUUCAGAUCACAAUCCCUGGCAAAUACAAUAUGACCUUGAUCUGGAACAGGCACAUGAAUCUAUUCAUCAAGCUUUUCAGAGAAACAAAGAAUCAUCUUUGUGGCUUAUGCGGUAAUUACAAUGGCAAUGUAAAAGAUGAUUUUGAAACACGGAGUAAAUACCUAGCUUCCAACGAAUUUGUGUUUGUGAAUUCCUGGAAAGAUAAUCCUCUCUGUGGAGAUGUGUCCUUCGCAGCUGAUCCCUGUACCAAGAACCCCUAUCGCAAAGCGUGGGCCGAGAAACAAUGCUCUAUUAUCAAUAGUCCAGUAUUUGCCGCCUGUCACAAUAAGGUGUACCGGAUGUCUUACUAUGAAUCUUGUGUCCGGGACUCAUGUGGAUGUGACAGUGGAGGAGAUUGUGAAUGCAUGUGCGAUACCAUUGCAGUCUAUGCAAAAGCUUGCUUAGACGCUGGUGUCUGCAUUGACUGGAGAACCCCUGACUUCUGCCCUGUAUACUGUGACUACUUGAACACCCAUAAGAGGAUUGGCAUGGGUUAUAGUUAUGUCAAUGAAGCAAACUGCACUUGGCAUUAUCGCCCCUGUAAAUGUCAAAAUAUGUUACCAGUAACAGAAGUCAAUGUGGAAGGCUGCUACAACUGUUCACAUGAAGAGUACUAUGAUUCAAAACAGAAAACCUGCGUACCCUGUGAACAGCCACCUACCACCACUCCAACAACUGUAACAGCCACCACGAUCCCACCACACACCAUCAGGACACUGGAAACUACAGUAACUUCAUCUCCUUCUACUGUAUCAAAAACCACUGGCAUCCCAGAAUCUUCAAUAUCAAGCACUUUGAAGAUCACUUCCACUACCAUGAUUCCUUACACCAGCACUAUAGUGUCUACGCAUUUCACUGGUAUGUCAUUCCCCAAAGCCAUACAACAGUGGUCUCAACUGCACCUUUAA
Messenger RNA from Notechis scutatus (mainland tiger snake), 3810 nucleotides. The record is from RefSeq and is a predicted model, not a curated record. NCBI's taxonomy places the organism in Eukaryota, Metazoa, Chordata, Lepidosauria, Squamata, Elapidae.